AUGGACUCAGUGGCUGCUCAACCCUCAAAGCGCCGUCGCUUCCAUCAGUGGAUAGGGCAACAUCCUGGCGGGGCAGUGAAUAAUAACCAUCCGGUAUAUAAUUUGCCAACAAGUACAUAUUCCGUUCAGGGUAUUCAAGCUGUGCAUCCAGGACCUCCAGGUCCAUACCAUAAUGAAUAUGGCGUUGCCUCCAUGACCCAUCUUCCCGCACGGGUCCCAGCUCCUCCACCACAGACAGACUGUGCAAAAUGGACUUCAUACUCAAAAAUGAAUCAGUCGGUUUCCAAUCUCAUGUCGCAUGCGACAGGAAAAGCCCAUGCUACGAUUGUGGACCUAGAAAGACUGGUUCUACAGUGUGUGGGCGGGGCACCGAAUACUCAGGAACCUGCAUCACAGCUUUUGGACCAGGUGCUCACUUCAAUCGACGUUGGCAUUUUCUGUGGAAGGGAAAAUGAUCUUCUUACUGCAUGUUCCCUCCCACUUCGAUCAGAUCCGAAGAAAAAGAAUCGUCGAGAGACUCGAGCUGGAAAGGAGAAGCCGUCAGGUUCUGUCGACUAUUUCUCGAAGGUUUAUCUUUAUGCAAAUUCUCGGAUGCCUCCAAACUUGCCUCCUCUUAAAUUCUACCCUGCAACGUAUCCACUUCUUCAGCUUGCAGCCCAGUAUUCACGUCGAGUUUAUGAAAAGCCUACUGGGAGAGAGCGAAAUUCAUAUGUGAGUUCCGAUUGGCGCCAUGGUACCAAAGCAAUGGUGAUCAAAUCCUUGCCCGUGGACAACAUGAACACAUUCGUUUUCUCAAUCCGUGGCACUCAAAGCUUCAUGGACUGGGCCGUCAACAUGCAAAUGGAACCCGUAUCCCCAAAGGGCUUCCUAGAUGAUCCUACCAACUGCUGCCACGCUGGUUUUCUCUCAGUGGCUCGAAAGAUGGUUGCACCUGUUGCCGCCAGAUUACGCGCUCUGAUCGAAGAAGACCCUAGUCGCAUGUCAUACUCGCUUCUAAUCACCGGUCAUUCCGCGGGUGGUGCAGUUGCUAGCUUGCUAUACCUGCAUAUAUUAUCCAAAUCUCCUGAAGUUGCCUCUGAGCUUACUCAUCUACGGGGUUGCUUUAAGCAUAUUCAUUGUGUUACGUUUGGUGCACCACCAAUAUCAUUUCGGCCUCUCCUUCUACCUGCAAAUCCGGAAUAUUCCAGGUCCAUCUUCUUUUCCUUUGUCAAUGAGGGUGAUCCAGUUUGCCGUGCUGAGAAGGGGUACUUUCUUUCAUUGUUGGAUCUCUUUGCCAAACCACCACCAGGAUCAAUCUUGUCGUCUUUAAACUCGAAACCGCGCCCUGGGUCUACUGCCUACUGGGCAGUUCCUCCGUCUACCCUUUCCACGGCAGGUAGACUGGUAUUACUUCGAGAUAAGACGCAGCCGAGUAAUCGCCCAGAGACAUAUCGCCCCCGGAUUGACGGUGCUCCACCCCUUCCACCUCGAGAAGACGUUGAAGCCUACGGGAUAACUGAUGCCGCACUCCGUGAUGUGGUCUUCGGUGACCCACUCACGCAUUUUAUGGAUUUAUAUGCUCGCCGCAUUGACAUAUUGGCCCGAGAUUCUGCAAGAGUCAAGCCGGAACGCAAGUUUCUCCACUUCUGGAGCUCCUGA
This is a messenger RNA of Penicillium pulvis, 1638 nucleotides long. RefSeq names its product lipase family protein. Gene Ontology annotation, biological process: lipid metabolic process. Bases 1 to 1638 code for a protein of 545 amino acids. NCBI's taxonomy places the organism in Eukaryota, Fungi, Ascomycota, Eurotiomycetes, Eurotiales, Aspergillaceae. The transcript is spliced from 3 exons. The record is from RefSeq and is a predicted model, not a curated record.